Molecule: messenger RNA, 780 nt
Organism: Rotaria sordida
Lineage: Eukaryota; Metazoa; Rotifera; Eurotatoria; Philodinida; Philodinidae
Source: the annotation of a GenBank genome assembly
AUGUCUCGUAACGCUCUCGUUACUGGUGCUGCUCGAGGGAUUGGGCGUGCCAUAGCCCUCCGCCUUGCUAGGGAUGGUCUCAAUGUUGCUGUCAAUGAUAUCAAAGCAAGUUCUUCAGAUCUUAACAAGACACAACAAGAAAUCGAAAAAAUGGGUCGAAAAUCUGUCGCUAUCACUGCUGAUGUUUCUGUUGACAAAGCAGUUGAAACAAUGAUACAGAAUACUACAAAACAACUGGGCAGUUUGGAUGUCGUAGUCGCUAAUGCAGGAAUUUUCCAACUGAAACCGAUUCUUGAUAUUACUACAGAAGAGUGGGACAAGAUAUUUGCAGUUAACUUGCGAGGUGUAUUUCUUUGCUACAAAGAGGCUGCCAAAGUCAUGAUUGCACAAGGUACGGGAGGCAAAAUUAUUGGUGCCUGUAGUAUCGGUGGAUAUACAUCAGGUCCAAUGGUUAGUCAUUAUUGUGCCAGUAAAUGGGGUGUGCGUGGUCUCACACAAGCUGCUGCUAUGGAAUGGGCUAAACACAAGAUCACAGUAAAUGCUUAUUGUCCAGGACUUGUCCAAACUGUGAUGGGAAAUAUGGUUGACGAAGAAAUAGCAAAAACCCAAGGAAAGAAAAAAGGAGAGAUCUACAAAAAUUACUCAGACAAUGUGAUCGCUCUUGGCCGUAUAAGUCAGCCUGAAGAUGUUGCAAGCUUGGUGUCAUACUUGGCUAGCAGAGAUUCUGAUUAUAUGACUGGACAGAGUAUUAUCAUUGAUGGAGGAAUCAGAUUUUCUUGA